Messenger RNA from Actinia tenebrosa (Australian red waratah sea anemone), 3630 nucleotides. RefSeq lists its product as uncharacterized. Lineage: Eukaryota; Metazoa; Cnidaria; Anthozoa; Actiniaria; Actiniidae. Gene Ontology annotation, molecular function: protein binding. The record is from RefSeq and is a predicted model, not a curated record.
GUCUAGCCUGUCGUAUUGAGAGUAGUAGAGCCAGCGAAAGUAAGUUAGCUGGCCCUCAUCGUCAUCUCGCAUGGCAGAAGUCAAGGGGAGUACCCAAGCAGUAGGAAAAUGGAGUUCACAUGUCUACGAAUUAUCCGAUUUUCUUGAGCUUUUCCAGUUACCACAAGUCGUGAAAGUACACGAAGGCUACCACGAUGAAAACGAAGAAAAGACACUAAGCGUUGAUGACGUUCUUAUACUUCAUAGACAUGAAACAGUUCCUAAAGUGUUUGCAAUUAGCUUCCAAGGGGGAGAGGAGUGGGGAGAAAUGUCGCUUCCUCUGACAUGCGCAGUAAAGGUUGAUCGUGUUUCUGAACAGUUUGCUAAAAGUCGUUUGAGCAGUGACGGGAUUUUAGAACAACUUUCGAAAGUGAGGUUUGUUCGAGUCGCGGAGAACGAUACGGAAGUUGGAUUUGCAAGAAAUGACAAACUGAAAGUCAAACAUAAAACAGUCGAGAACUACGGAUCUUCGUUUAGUUUUAUACUGUCAACGUUGACAAAACCCAAACAAGUUUUUAAAGUAACACAAAAUUGCAGAGCAACGUUUCAAGCGGUUCUAGAUCCAAACGAAUACAGAAUAGCUGAAGUUGUAAGGAAAUUUGGACUACCAAAUUAUAUUUACAUGGUGGAUAAUGUUAUUCAAGAUCAAUUUAAAAAUUCAUUUCAUGAGUCAGUACAGAGAGUAUUGAAACUGCAGAAGACUUUUACGGAAACUUGUGUCAUCGCCAGCACGCUGGAAGAUUCUGGUUCGGUCAUAAAAUUACCAACGAACUUGGAAAUUACGCUUCGUUCUUCGGUGGAAGCUGAAAACCAGCGUCAAAUGAACGCUGAAUGUUUUGGGGAAACGAAUAAUUGUACUAGGAUAGGAAACGAAGAAAUAACAAUAAACGAGAGAGCUGAUUCUUGUGUUGUUUGUGAAGAAAUGGCUGGUCACGCUAAAGAAACUGAAACUGCGUCACUACAAAAAGACCAAAUGAAGAGAGAGAUUAAAAAAGACGAGACGGGGAAACUACAAGUUGUGAUUCCUAACAAUUAUACUCCAACAYCAUUGGUCAGAGCUUUAAGCAUUAGAAACGGGAUUUAUGACUUUCCAAAAGCCACAUCAACUGAACGAACACAAGAGAGUAGUGAUUCACCGAAAACGCCGUUGUACGAUACUCCGAGACAAGCUAGAAGUUCUCAGAACGACGGGAAUAUUUCUGCGGGUUUAUUUACGAAUCAAAUUUAUCGUCAAGAAUAUGCUCGAAUGGACAGGCUAAAACAUUUGAGUGCUUCUACAUCAGCGGAAGAUGAAGAAGCUGACCAUAUCUACCAAGAGAUUACGUUUCGAGAGCUGCCAGAACCGAUGAAAGAUAUCAGUUGUUCUGUUGCAAAAGAAGCGGUGAACAACAUAGAUAAGAUUAUUUCAAGUAAUAAGGGAAAGAUUUCCGCGAGACGCGAUUCAGCUCCUGCUAAUCUAAUAGUCGGGGAAUCGGGACAGCAUUCAAAUACUUAUCAAAUAGACAGAACCAUGACUGACAAAAGCAAAACGCUGACGAGAAAAUACAAAACAUGGAACGACCAAACGAACAGCGAUGAARCAGUGUACGAGAACUGCGAUUUCCUGAAAGCAAGACUAAACAGUUGUGAUUUUGAGGCGAAGACAUCACCGCAGAGGAGAGCACGUGCAGGGGUGGCAUCUCUCGUGGGUAGUUCCCUCGGCAGUGCGAUAAGCGAUGCGCUUCUCAGGAACAACCCCUUAGCCAAGAAAGCCGCUAGUAUGGAAGCCAAAAUCCCACCCCAGCCUCCUCCAAGGACCAGCAGUAGAAAACCCGAUAUUCUUGAAGAAUGCGAGUAUUCUACUGGCACUGGGAAUAAUAGUACUACGAGUAAAAAGAAGGCCGGCCAAGCUCCUUUACCUCAACCGCCCAUAGCAAGUGUUAGACGAAGUGCAAGCGCUGCGGCAACCAUUGGCAUUGUAAAAGAAAAGAAAAAAUUCUCUGGAAGGCCUUUGCCAAUCCCUAAGACCAAUAGUCAAUCUGUGGAUCCCAGAGAAGCCCUAAACCGCGACAAAAGCUCAAGCACUGAUACCUUAGAAUUUACUUCGAAAGUCGAUUCCGAGAAAUCAUUGAGGCCAAAACUUCUAGUCCCACGAAAGGCACUUAUUCCUUUUUCAGCUCCGAUCAAAAAACGAUGUGAUGAAAACGAAGUACAGGAUUCGCCUCCAAGGAUUCCCCGAGAAAGGAAACCUGCUCUUUUGGAUCUAAGGAAACCGGCCAGUCCCCCGAAGCCAAAGGUUUAUGCAGGUUCGAUUACCCAGAAUAAAUCUGGAAACGAGUUGAUGCAAGGAAAAGAACAAACACACUCAAGCAAAAGAGCAAAUCGGUCCCAUUCAAUGAACGAACUAGAUGCAAAAUUUGUUAAUACAAGAUUCGUCAUUCCUGAUGAUCUUAGAAGUUUAGGGGUGGCCGAAGUGGCAGAAUGUUUGAAGGAACUAAAAAUGGAACAGUUGGUUGAAUACUUCCAGGAAAACCAGAUCGAUGGAGAGAUGUUGCUCUCACUAGAUGAGGAUAUUUUGUCUGAGAUGAGAAUUGAGAAAUUUCACCGGUUGAAACUGGUUAAGUUUAUUGGUGGAUGGAGGCCAACUAUGUGAUGAUAAGAAUGCUUACCAAAGAAUAUGAACAUUUAGAGCACCGCCGUCGAUCGGUGUGGCUAUUAGAACUGUAGAACAGUUUUCGAACAUGGCACGAACACGGCACGAACAUGGUCGUGACACGGCGAGGAAUACGCCAGACCAAUCACAUUGGUCGAUAAUUUACUCUCCAUCCAAUCAAAUACCCGAAACAUGGCAUAAACAUGGUGCGGACAAGGUCACGUCAAGGUUAUGGCUUGGUCAGACCAAUCACAUUGCGCGAGAAAAAAAUCAGCUAACUUAAAGCCCGCUUAUAGCACUGAGCUUUUCAAAGUCAUGCGAAAACUACUAUAUAUAGAGGUUUUGCGCUAUCACGUACCGUCGGCAAAGGAAAAUGGAAAACAAUAUAAUUAUCACUUUAUUCUUGGGAAUCGAAACCUAUCUUAUGUAAAACGAUUGAUCGUUCUUGCAUCUUGCAUGGCUGCUGUCACUUGAUGGUGCAAAAUCUCUAUUGCUUAAUAUUUUUUUCCUUUUUUUUUUUUUUUGCAGCCUUUAUCGCUUAAAUAAUUACUUAUAAAAGUAAAACAAUAUUUAAUGACACAUUAUAGGCCCUUGCAGCAUAUUUUCAACGCAGUCAAAUAUGGAGGUCAAAAUAAUAAACCUCUUUACAUUGGACGUGAUGUUUCCCAUUUCAGACCACGUGUCAUUCCCUAGAGCAUGUUUUCUUUGUUUAACGGCUGCACACGAGAAGACACACGAGUAUGGUUACAACUCUGACAAAGAAUAUUAGGAGAAUAUUAUGAGUAGGAGUAUGACACGGGGUCUAAAAUGGGGAAAACAUUACGCUCCUAAAAGGUAUAUAGUUUUACUCUCAUGAGAAAUAAAACGCACUGUCCUCAAGGUCGAGCUAAAUUGUGUAUAGUUAGCAUGCCAGUCUGGUAUGCCAUAACCUGACAGACUAAAAGGUUCACGUUAUUGGU